Molecule: messenger RNA, 2103 nt
Organism: Nerophis lumbriciformis (worm pipefish)
Lineage: Eukaryota; Metazoa; Chordata; Actinopteri; Syngnathiformes; Syngnathidae
Source: RefSeq, a predicted model, not a curated record
AUGAAGGGUGAUAGUACACAGGGAGACAUGAGUACUUGGAGGGAAGUUGACUUCGCUCUCAACUGUACCUACAUCGUGCCGGAUCAGGUGUCCAACCUGAGUUUUAACCUGCCCAAAGCCAUGACAUCUAUUCCACGCAAUCUAGCGUUCGAGCACAACAAAGACAACGAGGUGAGUGGUGUGUUCAGCAAAGAGUAUAUCCCUCGGGGGACCCGAUUUGGACCCCUGCAGGGAGACAUCUACACCAAAGACAACGUCCCCAAACAGGCCAACAGAAAAUAUUUCUGGAGGAUUUACAACAACGGCCAGCUUCAAAACUUCAUCGACGGCUACGACGUCCACAGGAGCAACUGGAUGCGCUACGUUAACCCGGCCCGAUCGCUAAGCGAGCAGAACCUGGUGGCCUGCCAGAACGGUCGAGAUGUUUACUUCUACACAAUCCGGCCCGUGGAGCCCAAACAGGAGCUGCUGGUGUGGUACAGUCAGGAGUUUGCCCAGAGAUUGUGCAGUCAGCAAGAGAAUACCAAACACAAAAGCAUGAAUGUUGACGAUGAGCAAGAGCACACCAAGCAGCACGUCCCUCAACAGAUAUGGCCCAAGGAGAGAACGAAGGAAGAAGUAAAAGAGGAGAGAAACGAUGAAGAAGUGGAUGUGGAGAUGUUGGGAAGAGAUACCCCUCCUGACACUCCUGAUGACCAAAUCAUGGAUUUCAGCAAAAAGAUUGAAAAAGAAGAGAAAAGCGAUCCUGAGAAUCGCGUCUUUGCCGCGUCCCCUCAACCUGAACAAAAAGAAACAACUCACGGAGUGAAUCCGCCUUACUUACCCGAAAAUAUUGCGGCGUUAUCAACCGAUCAACGAAAUAUACCUCUUCACCUGCACGGCCUUUACGGCCACAGAGAAGGUUUAGUGUCGUCUUAUCCUCUUUACUCUCAAUCCAGACCUCUCCAACCGGCCUACCAGCUCCUUCCCCCAUUCACUUCGCACUACCCACGCCUCCUCCUCCCUUCAUAUUCUCCUCCGUUUCCCGGAAUGCUUCCCUCAAGAGGAACCCUCAGAUACGGCAACUAUCUGGGCACGGACGGAAUCCCCUAUCCGCAUCUCAGCACCCCUAACCUCCUCCCUAUGACCCUCCCUUACCCUUCGUCCCCGCAGGGUGGUCUCAAAGAACUCACCCCUAACGUAUCCCCGCCACGGGGCGCCCCGGCCACGCCCGAACUUUCACCUGUCCCCAAGCCAACCAACCAGAUUCCUUCACCUGAGCAUAUUUCUUCUCACUGCGAGGAGGCGAUGAACCUCACGUUGGACAUUACCAAAGGCAAUUCCGGACUGCGAAAUCGUCCCGGGCAUAAAUCUUUGCCCUAUCCGCUGAAAAAGCAGAACGGAAAGAUCAAGUAUGAAUGUAACAUCUGCUCCAAGACUUUUGGACAGCUGUCAAAUCUUAAGGUUCAUCUUCGAGUGCACAGUGGCGAAAGACCGUUCCAGUGCAACUUGUGUAAAAAGAGUUUCACUCAACUGGCCCAUCUACAGAAGCACCACCUCGUUCAUACAGGGGAGAAGCCACAUGAGUGUCAGGUGUGUCAAAAACGUUUCAGCAGCACCAGCAACUUAAAAACUCACCUCCGACUUCACUCCGGGGAAAAACCUUACCAAUGCAAACUAUGCGGCACCAAAUUCACCCAAUACAUUCACCUCAAGCUGCACCGCCGCCUCCACAGCGGCCGCGAACGUCCUUACCGCUGUCCGCUAUGCUCGCAGGCCUUCUUCCACCGCUUCUCCCUUCGCAUCCACCAACGCAGCUGCUGCCCGGCCAGCUCGGCCGUCGACGUCCACGCCAAAGAAACGCUGGAGCGCUUCGACGCCGGCCAGGAAGCCGACGCGCUGGCGGAAACGGCGUCGGCGGCACAAGUGGAGGAAGCGGUGGAACGCUGGCUGGCUCGUACUUUGGAGGGUGAUGGGAAAGAGGACCAACGAGAGGCUACGUUUCUACUUAAAGCGCUGAGCCUGGCCAUCAACGCUCCGGAGCGCGGGUCGGCGCCGGUCUAUCAGGAAAGAGCUAGCGUCGUCCAUCUUCACAAGCGCUCGGCGGUGAAAGUGGAAGCUUAA